UCAUCUCGGUGAGUGAACCGCUGAACGGAGACGGUCUCCAGUUGGAUCCAGUUGUACAAUUAUUGGUUGAUUUUAUCAGUUCGACGUGUGCAAUGCCUUUUAAUGACGGUAGCGUAGGUUGGAAAGCUAGCAAAGCGCCGCUAGUUUAUGUAAUUUCUCAAGUGGCAAGUGCUUGCGCGUUCUACUGCGGAUAGUGGAUUGGAGGAGUCAAUGAAGAACAUAUAAUGUAGACAUCCUGGACUAAAGUACUACGUUGAAGAGAAGGCAGAACCAGAAUGAAAUAAGCUCAAUUUCUAUAUUAUAUUUAUUUCGUCCUAAGCUGCCUAAUUCACUCGCGAUUUCAAAGCAAUCAAGCGAAUUGAAUCUUCAACUCGAAUCUCAUAUAUAAUGUUGAAUGCAGAGGAUGUUGGUAUCAAUUUGUGUGUAAACAACGUCAACGACAUCAAAUGAUUUUCUACUCAAGCCAAUAAUAAAUUUUCCAAAUCUGUUAAAUGGCUGAUACAGGAGUGCAAACGUUUAGCCAAAUACGUAAAGUGAGGAGCAAAAUCUGAAAGAAGAUAAAACCGUGAACGAAGUAAUAGUGUAGUGUAAAUUAUUUACUUCUUGCAACAAACAUUUGAAGCAAAACUAGUUUUCGUUGUACUCCCACCGCAAUCCUCGUACUUGCUGAGCUCUUGGCAGUUUGUACUGACGAUCAAGCACAUAGGAUUUCGCGCAAGUGGCAGUAAGUACAGCCGAAAGAAGAGCUUCUACCAACAGAGUAGCUGAGAGAGAAGGUGCAAUUUUCUGGUUUUUGUGUAGUGGCUGCUUGUGGUUACCUCCUACCAUCCCCUGACAUUGCUAUAUUGAUGAUGGCGAUUUAGCAAACGCAGUGCAUAUGAAUACUCACGGAUAGAUCGAAAAGAAUUUUAACCAACAAAUGCCGACACGGUUUAGUGUAUAAAGAAAAGGCAUCUGACGCCUAAAUUCGAUGACGACAACGAAAGGACAGUGCACGUCACAAGAUAUAAGUGCCGUUUUGUCUUCGGCUGUCCGUACUCCAUUACGCGGGUUAACAUCUGAGCAACCGACCGGGUGAUCCACACACCAUCGAAAUGUGCAGGAGAUGUAGUUUUAUUUCAAGGGUUGUCAGCAGCAAUCAUAAGCAUCCGGUAGUGCCCGUGGUUUUCGUGUAGCAAAACGGUUGGACUACUUCCAAAGGUCAUGCCAGCGCUGCGUUUAUUCGGCCGGAAAUGGUUAGCCGCGUCGGACGACCUUGUGUUUCCGUGUCUGUUCGAGAUCGUGUUCCGCAUCGUAUGGCUCGGGCUGAUAUCAUGCGUAACGUCGACGUACUGGAGCGUGACCGCGGAGUGCGAUGAACAAGCUGGACUGGCUGUUCGUGUCUAUUUAGUAGGAACCCUAGUGUUAAUUAGUGUAAAUAUAAUUCUAUUGGUACUGCUGGUUAAUCGGAGUGCCCAGGGUAGCAUUACCGAGGUGCAGAAGCGCACGAUGGUGGCACCACUCCUGGUGAUAAAAAUAUUGCUAAUCCUGCCAGAAACUGGACUGAACAUAUUUGGCACAAUGUGGGCCUUUUGUGGGACAAUUGAGUGUAAGAGUGAAGACAAAAUUACUCGUACUGUGAUCGAGGCAAUUGUACUAUUCAACUGGGUAGUAUUUGCGCUUAUUAUCUUUGGUUUAGCUAUAGUUUUCGACCCGCUUGGAUCAGCAAAAUAUAAAAAUGGUAGAGAUAGCAAUGACAAUGGCCCGACAGAAUCAGCAAUUCACCGAAAAGUUUCUAAAUUGUGGUUUCGACGGUUCCGUUGGGCGUUUUGCUGUCUACGGAAAGACGAGUUUGGCCACGAAGCGUUUACUCAGGUUGCCAGUCUACUAAGUGCCCUAUUUCGGGGUACAGAUCUAGUUCCAUCGGAUAUCAUGGCAGGGUGUGUUUUACUACGUGUUCGGCAAAAACGAGAAACGAGAGAAAUGCGGCGGAUACGAAUGUUGAACGAUGAUGGCCCAAGAUAUUCUACUGAUAUAACCAGGGUGUUCGCCACGUCCCCGUCGUGGAUGACUAUAAAAAAUGCGCGUCACUUUUUGCGGUUCGCUUUGGCUGCCUACGGUUGGCCUAUGGUUUGCUAUAUGCACUGCUGUACCGGACCGUAUCGCUUGGUUCCAAAAAUGACAUGUUGCGCUUGUUUCCGACGAAAACCUCAAAUCAUCGUUGAUGAUAAUUGUUGCCUUUGUCACGUGUCAGGCGUCCGAUAUACAUCGCGGGUUCGAAGCGAAGACGUCCUACAUGCAUCUUUCAAAAAUCACGUAUUUGAGCUACCAUUUUGUGUGUUGGCGGACCACAGUACCAAAAGUAUUGUUAUAUCAAUCCGAGGUAGUUUAUCGAUGCGGGACGUGUUCACAGAUCUAGUUGCCAAUGCUGAACGAUUCGACGCCCCAGGAAUGCCUCCGGAUUCUUCCGCUCACCGUGGAAUGGUUGCCGGGGUCGAUUGCAUGCUGAAGCGAUUACGGGAAGGAAACAUGCUCGAUCGGGUCUUCAAUACUUAUCCGGAAUAUACGUUGGUUCUAACAGGGCACAGCUUGGGAGCAGGAGUUUCCAUUCUGUUGGCAGCAAAGCUUCGUAACCGGUUUCCGGAUCUGCGUGUGUAUGCAUUCGCUACUCCAGCUGGAUUACUCAGUCGUGAAGCAGCGCGAUACACGGAGGGAUACGCAUUUACUAUUGGUGUGGGGGAUGAUUUUGUAAUGCGAUUGGGUGUUGAUUCCAUAGAGAAUUUACGCACCAGUGUGAUUGAAACUAUUCGGGCUUGUAAGCUGCCGAAGUGGCGCAUUAUGUUAAACGGCUUUGGAUAUGCACUCUUCGGUGUACCAUCAAGAGAUUUGGAAACCACAUGGCACGAUGUAACGGAAAUUACGAAGAAAACUGGCCAAAGUCCACUCCUAAACGAACGUCCCAUCCAAACGGUGGCUGCAGUUGAAGGAGGAAUAUUAUCAAGUGAAAUAUCCAAGCGAAGAUUUGCCAAAACACGACUAUUUACUGGAGGAAGAAUCUUGCACAUUGUAAGGCGUAAAAAGACAGAACUAGAAAAAAAAACUAAUACUGGCGGACCAACAUUCGAAAUGCGCUGGGCCACAGCAGAGGACUUUAUGGAGUUGAAGGUUAUGCCUCGUAUGCUACUGGACCACCUGCCUGAUAACGUUUUCAGAACGUUAACAAAGAUCUUGGAGGAACAAAAAACUCACAACGGUUCUUUGCUCUCUCUGCAGGAAAUUUAAGGAAAUCCCCACAUGCCAAAACCGCAACGAUUGAUCGAGUGAUUGAGAUGGUAAUCAAAUUAUCAUAAAAAGAAAAUCCAUGAGUGCCUUAUGAAAUAGUAAUUCUUGCCGUCUUUAAGUUAGAAUUGUAUGAUCGAAAUAUCAUUCAAUACCGUACAGGGUAUGAUUUGGUAGGUCAGGUAUUAAUCUCUAGUUGGGGUAAACUAUCAAAUAGUGUUUUGUCUUCAUCGUAUCUUAGAAAUACUAUAAGAGUGUAAAAGAGAUAGAAAGUAAGUAAAGUUCAGUUAGGAUGCUUCCUGUUGUUAUACGGUUGCUCACUAUUUACUUUAGGCUAUUAUUAUUAUUAGAAACGUUCAAGGGAUUUCAAUUUAUUAGAAGCAUUCCAUAAGUUGAUUGUUGAAGGUAACAAACAUUCCAGUGUGAAUAUGAAUAGCUGAUAUUUUAUAUGCGUUUAAGAUAUUGAUGUAGUUAUGAACGAUUCAUCAGUUGUAUGAAGAUGAAGCUUGUUAUACUCAACAGAAUCGAAUAGAGCGCCUUAUUGACACGAGUAUAGGAAUUUAAAGUAAAGGUAUUUUGUUUCCAUAACCUUCAAAAAGAAAGCUAUAGGAGACGAUUAAGCAAAAGAAAAACAAAAUUGGAAACUAGUUCAGUUUUCGAUAGUUUUUUGGUUGUGAUAUGUAUUUAUUAUUUGUAAAGAACAACGUAAAUGAAUGUGGUAUUUUAUGUAAGCUGUAUUAUAAAUUUAAAAUAAAUAUCACCAUCCGGGGUGACAUUGUGCCACGGGGGUGAGA
Molecule: messenger RNA, 4052 nt
Organism: Sabethes cyaneus
Lineage: Eukaryota; Metazoa; Arthropoda; Insecta; Diptera; Culicidae
Product: diacylglycerol lipase-beta-like
Exons: 12
Coding region: 1204-3261 (685 amino acids)
Biological process (GO): lipid metabolic process
Source: RefSeq, a predicted model, not a curated record